Molecule: messenger RNA, 945 nt
Organism: Tetrapisispora phaffii CBS 4417
Lineage: Eukaryota; Fungi; Ascomycota; Saccharomycetes; Saccharomycetales; Saccharomycetaceae
Gene: SPP381
Product: U4/U6-U5 snRNP complex subunit SPP381
Exons: 1
Coding region: 1-945 (314 amino acids)
Source: RefSeq, a predicted model, not a curated record
AUGCAUAUUUAUGAUACAAUAGGUCAUUGUGAGAGACGCAUACGAUACUGUUUAAACAUGGCUAUUAGACAUAUCAAAAGAAGGUACUCAGAAAGUUCAGCUGAGAGCUCGUCUGACAAUUCUAGUGAUGAAUCAAAUAAAAAACCUGAUCAGUCAUCAAAUAUUGAUGUUAAGAAGAAUGAGGAACAAGAGCUCAGUGGUUUAAAUACAAAAGCUAUUAGGGAAGACAUUAACUAUGAACAGAAUAAUAUUAAUGGUGACUCAAAUGAUAAUAUUAAUAAUCCUAACAUUAGCGACAAUAGUAACGGCAGUGAAAAUUAUAGUAGUAGUAGUAGUAGUAGUGAGAGUGAUACCAGCAGUGAGAGUGAUUCGGAAUUGAGACUAUUUAGACCUACAUUUAUAAAAAAAAGAAGCAUAACGACAGACGACUCAAAGCUGCGAAAUAAAGAAGUAAAAUCUGAUUCAACAUAUGCAAAACUGAUAAAGAGGGUUGAACACAACGUUCUUGUAUCAAAGAAAAAUGAGGACAGUGUAAAGCUUAUGAAUUCCAAUUAUAGUACAGAUAAAGAUUUAUUAAGGAAAAUAGUAGAACUGGAUGAUGAUGAUUCAAAAAAUGCAGACUUAGAGCGUGAAAUGUGGAUGAAAAGACAAGAGACCAGAAAACAAAAAAGCAGAGAACUGUUAGUUCAGAAACAGAAAGAACUAGAAGAGAAUGAGCUUCAAAAAAUGUUAAAUGCAGAUAAAAAUAUAGAGGAUACCACCCUUGAAACGGAAGUUCCCAAUUCUGAACUUGAUAGAAAAGCUCCUAAGAGAUCUGGUAGAACUAAAGAAAACAUGUACAUGGCAAAACGAGCUUCUAAUAUUCACUUUGGAGAGAUGGAGAAAUUACAAGAGAAAUCAAUGAAUACUAAUGAGCAAGAUUCCGAAUAUUCACUUCCUAUAUAG